UCGGCGGUUUCCGUUGUGGAAGCCGGUCCUGGAACAGCGGUUACCACUCCGUCUACGGCAAAAAGUCGUCGUAGCACUCCGAGGCGACGAGGCGUCGAGGGCAGGCGUCGGACCGGGACGCCCAGACGCCGCUCCUCGAACCAUCAGCAUCAUCGGUCAGUUCAUGAAACGCCCAACCCCAAACAGUCUUAUCCGCGCUGGGAACGUGCCGUGAUGGCUGCGGCCGAAAAAACAAAGGAUAAGCUGGUAAUUGUUGCCGAGUCACCUAUAAAACCGGACUCUGUACUGGGCAGUCCACUGCGGCGCCUGCGUAGAGCCAGUUCCCUUCUCGAUGCCUCGCGACUCUCCUCUUCCUUCCUAUGCGGGGGUCUCCUCGGUGGUGGUGGUGGUGGCGGCGGCGGGGACUCCUCUCUGUCUGGUGAGGCCAGCACUUGCACCUCCAUAGGCAUG
Dibothriocephalus latus is the source of this 450-nucleotide messenger RNA. Lineage: Eukaryota; Metazoa; Platyhelminthes; Cestoda; Diphyllobothriidea; Diphyllobothriidae. The record is from the annotation of a GenBank genome assembly.